Molecule: messenger RNA, 1527 nt
Organism: Funneliformis caledonium
Lineage: Eukaryota; Fungi; Glomeromycota; Glomeromycetes; Glomerales; Glomeraceae
Source: the annotation of a GenBank genome assembly
AUGGUCUCCUCUUGGGAGAGGAGGGAUGAGAGUGAUUUCAUCUAUCGGCUAGUGGGUAAGGACAGUGCAAAAAGCGAAUGCCUCGCUGGGUUGAAACCUAACGCCAUCAUGCGUCAAGGGUUAAGCCUAAGGACUAUUAAAACCAUUAAUCAUGAUAAAACACUUAAGGAUUCUAUAGAAAUAUUGCUUUAUUUGAAAUCUAACCCUAUUUGGAUUUCGGCAUUUGCCAAUGGUGAGGGGUGCUUCACUGCUUCUUUAAUGUGUUAUCUAAAAGGAAUGUGGGGAUUACAGCCUCAAGGUGAAUUUCAUAUUACUCAAAAGGUAGAAGACCUUCCUUUGCUCGAAGCUAUUAAUGCCUACUUUGAUAACAAAGGUGGUGUCUAUGUUAAGCCUAACGAGAUGGCUGUAGUUACCUUUAAAAGCAUCCCUAUAUUGGAAGAGUUAAUCAUUCCCUUUUUCUUAAAGUAUCCUUUACUCUCCUUUUUCCAGCUGCAACGUGUCGUCUGGAAAAAGUCUGCAAAAAGUUAUGAGUUUGAAAAAUGGUGUGAGAUUGUUCAACUCUUACGUUCGCACAACCAUAUAGGGAAAACUCUCGCUGCUAGAGAUGCCUUCUUAGAUAUUGCCAAAUUAUGCAUCAAAGAAUGGUUAGAAUCACUUACAGGAGUUCCUUCUAUAGAGGCUAAGGUUGCCUUGGGUCAAGCCGAGGAGUCUGAGACCUGCCCGAUGCUAGAUAAUCAACUAAGCCGUUCUAGGAUGGCAAGGGAAGCUCUAGAGACUAGUACGUGGUCUAAAUACCUAAGAAUCAAUAAUGGUAAUCAGCAGGAAAGACUAGUGGAUAAUAGCAAUUUCAACUCAGAAGCCAAAAGCUAUUUCUUAGGGGGGUUCGCGGAGGGCGAAGGUUCAGUUUCAGCGUCUGUCAAAGUUCAUUCUGAUUUCGGGGUUCAUGUUCAGCCAGAGUUUGGUGUAACUCAACACGAAAAUGGUAAGCAUAUCCUAGCAGGGUUUAAAGACCUGUUUGACGGCAAAGGUAACCUUCACUUGAAACCCGGAUCCCAAGACGUGUUGGAGUAUAAGCUAUUAGGCUUGACUAAUCUUAUAGAUCACGUUGUACCGUUUUACCUUAAGUAUGUAAGACCUUUCAGUGGUAAAGUAAAGGAAUUCAACACUUUCCUCGAGAUCCUCGAGCGGAAACAACGGAAAGAGCAUUUUACCCAAGAGGGUCUGAUAGACAUGGUUAAGCUCGCUUAUACUCUCAAUGAGGAGGGUGGUACUUGCUAUUAUCCGGGACAAAAAGGCAUACUUUGCCAAUCCCAACAACUAGAAUCCUCAGAGGCCAUACGCCGAGCAGGCGAAUUUUUAGAGAGAAAUAAUGGUCCUUUUCUUGAAGAUAUGGUCCAACCCUCUACGAGAGUAGCAGGAAUAAAGCCUAAGGUAGCGAAAUUCUGCCCUGGCGUGGAACUCCACACGCUCGCAAACCACUAUAUGCUGGGAAGGCUGAAACCUUGCGGUACUCAACCCAUAAGAUAG